AUGCCCAUAUCACCCCCCUCAUCACGUGAAGAAUUUAAGAUUUCGAUAAUUUGCGCACUUACGUUAGAGGCCAAGGCUGUACUGCCACUAUUCGAUUCUAAGUACGAUGAAAACCUCGACAAGUAUCGAAGGGUUCCUGGCGAUACGAACGCAUACACGUUGGGAAACAUCGGAAAAUACCAUGUGGUACUUGCGCACAUGCCAGGACCCGGAAAAGGCUUUGCAUCCAGCGUGGCGAGCAAUGUCAAACGAAGCUAUCCGUGCAUAGAACUGGCUCUGGUAGUCGGCAUAUGUGGGGGCGUUCCUCAUGUAAGAGACUCGAUGUCGCUGCAGGAUGACAUUUUUCUCGGAGAUGUGAUAGUCAGUAAUGGUGUUGUUCAAUACGAUCUGGGGCGCCGCAUUCCUGGUGAUUUCGUUCGAAAGAAUACCGUGCACGCCAAUCUUGGGAGGCCGAGCCCAGAGAUACUUUCAUUCCUGAACAAGCUAGAUGUCGGCUAUGACCAGUUGACCCAUCGAUUAGCUUCUUACCUGGUGCUUGUUCAGGAGAAGUUCCCAAGCGGAUACCCAGGACUCGAGAAAGAUCUACUUUUCAGUCCCGACUACGAGCAUGAACGAGAUAAUUGCAAAUGCACUGAGGUAGCCUGUUGCGAUGAUACCGUCAUCGUGCGCCGUCGGGAUAAUACUCAGAAUGAGCACACAACACUUGUUCAUUUUGGCCUCGUUGCAUCCGGAGAUACAGUCAUGAUGUCCGCGCAUGACCGCGAGCGAAUCUCCGAAGAGGAAAAUAUUAUUGCCUUUGAGAUGGAAGGUGCAGGUGUCUGGGAUAAUCUCCCAUGUAUUGUGAUCAAGGGUGUCAGCGACUACGCGGAUAGUCAUAAAACGAAGGGAUGGCAGCGUUUUGCAGCGGCAAGUGCUGCAGCGUGUAUGCGAGCGGUUCUCGAUGAGAUACCUGUACCUUUACCAAUUUCCUCGGCUGGGCCAUCCAAUACUACGGAAUUGAGCGAGUCGAUCUCACAAGAAGACUUGCAAGAAGACUUGGAGUUUUACCUCGGAACAUUAACAUUCCCGCGGGAUGAACUUCGCGUUGAUGAAAUAUCAUCAGCUCAUGAGAAGACAUGCGAGUGGAUGAUGAGACAUCCUGAAUACUUAAAAUGGACCAGUCAUGUGGAGUUACCAAUUCAUGGGGGCUUCUUCUGGAUCAAAGGAAAGCCGGGUGCAGGGAAAUCGACCAUGAUGAAAUAUCUACUUUCGAAAACCGAAAGGAUGCUCGGAGAUACAGUCAUUCUCUCAUUUUUCUUUUACGCCCAGGGGACGUUCUUGGAAAGAUCUAUCAUAGGGAUGUAUCGAUCGCUCUUGCACCAGCUUUUGCUUUCAGAGAGAAUUUCAGAGAAUUCUAUGAAGAGAUUCUGGAAGUUAGCAAAAAGCCUUGGAUCUCCAAAGGACGAGAUUGAAUGGACAAAAAGAGACGUGAAAGGCCUUUUGUCCCUGACAAUCAAGUCUUUGAAAGGCUGUCAAAUAGUUAUAUUGAUUGAUGCUGUCGAUGAAUGUGAUCAGAAAGAAGUCGAGGACAUGAUAUCUUUCUUCCAGGAGCUAGGGAAAUCUGCCAUCGAACAUGCGGUCAACAUGAGAGUCUGCUUGGCAAGCCGACACUAUCCACGGAUAUCCCUUGAGAAAGGAAUCGACUUAAUUCUUGAGGAUGAACAGGAGCACGAAAAUGAUUUAAAGAAAUACGUUCAAACUAAACUCAAAGUCAGCAGUUCUAAACAGGCCCAGGAGAUCAGGGAUACGAUCAUCAAAAGAGCAGCGGGGGUGUUUUUAUGGGUCAUGCUGGUUAUUCGUUUAUUGAACCGGGCUUUUGAUAAAGGCGAAAUCGAUACAAUGAAGGAAAGACUUAACCAGAUACCGGAUGAACUCGAUGAUCUCUUCACUGAUAUUCUGACGCGAGAACAAGAAGACAAAGAAGCUCUGAUCUUCAGUCUGCAGCUACUUUUAUUUGGAUUUGAGAGGCUUGUCACAGAUGAGUUCUAUUUCGCACUCUUAUUUCAGAAAUCAGGUACUGCUGAGGAGGAUAUCGAUCUGGAGCUGCAUUCACUUGGAUUCAUGAGCCGUCGCAUACUCGAUGUUACCAAAGGACUGACUGAGAAUAUCACAACAAAAAAUUCACGAGUUCGCUUCAUCCAUGAGUCUGUUAGAGAUUUCUUGCUGAAGAGAAAUGGCUUCGCGAGAAUUCUGUCCGAAAAGCUUGAUCCCCAAAGGUUCAUCGGAUGCUCCCAUAGCCGCCUUGCAGAAUUUUGUUUCGAUUACGUUUCUGCAGUGAACCGCUCACAGCCCGGACAUAAGCAAGCCAAACUUUCAAGUUGUUUCGAUUGUGUUUCUGCAGCGAACCACCCACGGCCCUGGCAUGAGCUACAGAUAGAAAAAACCUUUGGAAUCGAACUUGAACCCACCAGGCCCCCCCUGUGA
Messenger RNA from Penicillium manginii, 2463 nucleotides. Its product is annotated as 5'-methylthioadenosine/S-adenosylhomocysteine nucleosidase family protein. The record is from RefSeq and is a predicted model, not a curated record. Bases 1 to 2463 code for a protein of 820 amino acids. The transcript has 2 exons. Gene Ontology annotation, biological process: nucleoside metabolic process. Lineage: Eukaryota; Fungi; Ascomycota; Eurotiomycetes; Eurotiales; Aspergillaceae. Gene Ontology annotation, molecular function: catalytic activity.